AUGAAGUACGCAUUUGUUGCAGCUGCCCUUGUUGGGUCGGUCUUUGCCUCCCAGCACAAGGCUCAUGCUGGUUUCCACCAGCGCCGCCACGAUCACGCUGCGGCUGCCCAGGAGGAUGUUUGCACUGUCUACACCACCGUCUACGUGACUGGUCCUCCCCCAAGCUACCCCACUGCCACCCCGGAGAUCCCCAAGCCCAGCAGCCCUGCUGUUCCUCAGCAGAGCCAGCCUCCUGUCCACCCAGACACUCCCAUGCCCAGCCCGCCUCCUGUCUACCCCCAGGGAAGCCAGCCUCCUCAGCCAGGUGUUCCAGCUUCUACCUCUUGCGAUGAGGAGACCCCUAAGCCCACCGGCCCUGCUCCAGGC
This is a messenger RNA of Bipolaris victoriae FI3, 366 nucleotides long. RefSeq lists its product as hypothetical. The transcript has 2 exons. The record is from RefSeq and is a predicted model, not a curated record. Lineage: Eukaryota; Fungi; Ascomycota; Dothideomycetes; Pleosporales; Pleosporaceae. The annotation marks the transcript as partial.